Messenger RNA from Ostreococcus lucimarinus CCE9901, 882 nucleotides. RefSeq lists its product with no specific name. Bases 1 to 882 code for a protein of 293 amino acids. Lineage: Eukaryota; Viridiplantae; Chlorophyta; Mamiellophyceae; Mamiellales; Bathycoccaceae. The record is from RefSeq and is a predicted model, not a curated record. The transcript has a single exon.
AUGCGACGACACGCGGGGUCGUUGCAAAUGGAAUUCGUCGCGCGGGCGAUCGCGGUGGCGGAUAAGACGAGCGCGAUCGUCGAGACGUGGCUCGAUGAUCGCAGCGACGCCGUGGAGCGGUUGGCGUCGACGCAGGCGAGGUUUCAACGCGAGUGCGCGGCGCUGAGAUUACAGCUCGAGAAGGCGCUGGCCGCGGCGCGGUCGGCGAAGCGAAACGGCGCGGAGGACGCGAAAGAGGCGGUGUUGCGAUGCGUCAAGGGGUGCGAAGCGCUGAGAGUGGGGUUGUUGAGAGAUAUGCGCGCGCUCAGCGCGCACUUGACGGCGGAAGAGGCGCAGUUGAGUCGGAAAUUUGUGACGGAGUGGCGCGCGCUCGAGGACGCCGGGAACGAGGCGCUGCGAGCGUCGAUCGAUUUCGAUAAGUUAAUCGCACAAGACGCGACGCGCAUCGACGCCACGGCACUGUUAGCGCUAGUAGAGGAUUGCACUGGAUGUGCGGCCGUGGGCACGAUCGCGGACCCGCGCGCACUCGUCGAGGCGUACGAAAACGAGUGCGUAUUGAUGUGCGCGCGGCGAUUGCACAACUUCGUCGCCAAGCCGCCGCCGCGGGGGGGCGAGGAAUUAUCCGCGGUCGUCAAGGCGAUGAAACUAGAAUCACAACCGAGUGCGUCGCCAUCGACGGGCGAGGGUUCGACGACGCCCGCGGCACCGUCGACGCCCGCGAAGCGUCGCGAAGAAGCGGCGAAGACGCGCGAAUCCGUCGCUUUAGAGUUCGCCGCGCACCUCCGCGGCUAUUUCGGCGCGCGCGACGACGCGCGCGCCGUCUUAGACGACUUAGAAGACGCGUGUGCCGAUUUCAUCGCCGUCGGUAUCGCGCAGUAUUAG